Clunio marinus is the source of this 934-nucleotide messenger RNA. The record is from the annotation of a GenBank genome assembly. NCBI's taxonomy places the organism in Eukaryota, Metazoa, Arthropoda, Insecta, Diptera, Chironomidae.
GUUGCAAAUUAGUUGCAAUUUAUGUUUGAAUGUUUGCACCCUUUAAAUUCAUCGCUCGAAUUGUGAAAGUUUUAGUAAUAUUAAUACCAAACAUGAGUUCAUCACUUACCAAAGAGAUGCGAAUUGCAACGCGUGAAAUUCAUAAGUUAUCAGAUGCAUUAGUUAAUGCAAAAUUAGCAUUCGCAUUAAAUAACUCAGAAGUAUGGGCUGAUGGACUUUUAGUAUUCUAUGAAGUAUUUAAAUUUCUUGAAGAGAAUGUUCCUCAGGAUAUUUUACCAGUUGAAUAUCAUCGAACACAACAAUUUGAAAAUGAUUUAGAAUUUUACAAAGGAAAUGACUGGAAGAAUGAAUACAAAAUCAGAGAAAGUGUUCAGAAAUAUCUGAGUCAUCUGAAUGAAAUUCAAGAAAGAAAUCCAAGGCUUUUAAUUGCUUACGUUUAUCAUCUUUACAUGGGACUCUUAUCAGGCGGUCAAAUACUUGCAAAGAAAAGGAGAAUUGCCAACAAGUUCAUGCAAAAGUUUAAUGAACAGAAAGAUGACACUGAUGAGAUUGCACCAGGCUCACAUCUUACAUCAUUUCCAAACAAGUCAAUUUUCGAAUUGAAAAAUAAUUUUCGACAAAAUAUCGACGAAGUUUCAAGUGACUUCAAUGAAAACUUGCGACAAGCAUUAAUUGAUGAAAGUCAUAAAGUUUUUGAGCUCAACAACGAAAUCAUUAAAAGUGUUGAAGGAGUUGAAGAGCAAUUGAAAAAGAAUUUGAGAAACUUUAUUGGUUGUUUGUUACUUGUAAUUUUCAGUCUUUAUUUGUUUGUUAAAAUGUGGAAGGUUUAGCUGAAAAAGUUUUAAUCUAAAAUAAACCUCAAACAUUUCGAAGUUCCAAGCAAUUAGGUGAUAAUAAUCGAAAUUGUAAUAAAAAAACUUAUUUUAUUCUUAUA